UUCCUCGAUCGACAACGAGCGAGGCGAAGGCGUUCGUUCGAUCGCUUGGUCAGGUUCACGUCAUCUUUUUAUCUUCCAAUGUCUGAUUUUUGUAUCCCACAUGCUUAGGGGUAACCGAAACAAGAAAAAAUCAAAGAAUCCUAGAACGAGAAGAAAAGUGCGAGUGAGAUUGGCAGUAUUAAAUGUAAACUAGAAAGUGUGUGAAUUGAGUUGAAGUGUUCGAAGUCCGGUUCAAUCUGGUAAAAGUCGGUUCAAGAGUUCGACACCCUUUCUUUAUUUUAACUUAGUGGUGUUUAACAUACUUUUUGUCCAUUAUUCGGCAAUAUUUUAGUGUUAAUAGUAGUUACAUAAACGGCAAAGAUGUCUGAAGAAUCGUCCGCUGACCGUAACGUAGAAAUAUGGAAGAUCAAAAAGCUGAUCAAGAGCUUGGAAAUGGCUAGAGGUAAUGGUACAUCAAUGAUAUCUCUUAUCAUACCACCAAAGGAUCAGAUCUCCCGGGUGUCGAAGAUGUUGGCUGAUGAGUUUGGUACAGCUUCAAACAUAAAAUCCCGUGUCAAUCGGCUCUCUGUACUUGGAGCUAUCACCUCUGUACAGCAUCGUCUGAAGCUAUAUACUAAAGUACCACCAAACGGCCUGGUUAUAUACUGUGGUACAAUAGUAACAGAAGAGGGAAAAGAAAAGAAAGUGAACAUUGACUUUGAACCUUUCAAACCAAUCAAUACAUCUCUCUAUUUGUGUGACAAUAAGUUUCAUACAGAAGCUUUAACAGCGCUACUCGCUGAUGAUAAUAAAUUUGGUUUUAUCGUUAUGGAUGGUAAUGGAGCCUUGUUUGGAACACUUCAAGGGAAUACAAGAGAGGUGCUACACAAAUUUACAGUAGAUUUACCGAAGAAGCACGGUCGUGGUGGUCAGUCAGCGUUGCGUUUCGCGCGUCUCCGUAUGGAAAAGAGACACAACUAUGUACGGAAAGUGGCUGAAGUGGCCACACAGUUAUUUAUCAGUCAAGAUAAACCAAAUGUGGCCGGUUUGAUCCUUGCCGGUUCCGCUGACUUCAAGACUGAGCUGUCGCAGUCUGAUAUGUUUGAUCCGCGUCUACAAUCGAAAAUCAUAAAGCUAGUCGACGUAUCCUACGGUGGCGAGAACGGAUUCAACCAAGCGAUCGAAUUGGCCGCGGAGUCGCUGCAGAACGUGAAAUUCAUACAGGAGAAGAAAUUGAUUGGACGGUACUUUGAUGAGAUCUCUCAAGAUACUGGAAAGUAUUGUUUCGGAGUCGAUGAUACGCUUCGUGCUUUGGAGCUGGGUGCAGUCGAGACUCUCAUUUGUUGGGAGAAUCUUGAUAUUCAAAGAUAUGUCCUCAAAUCCCACGCGACCAAUCAAGAAACGAUUCUUCAUUUGACACCGGAACAGGAAAAAGACAAGUCGCACUUCACCGAUAAAGAGAGCGGGGUCGAACUGGAACUGGUGGAAUGUCAGCCUUUGCUUGAGUGGUUGGCGAACAACUACAAGUCUUUUGGAGCUACACUUGAAAUUAUCACGGACAAGAGUCAAGAAGGGAGUCAGUUUGUACGCGGUUUUGGUGGAAUUGGCGGUCUACUCCGCUACAAGGUCGACUUCCAAUCCAUGCAACUGGACGAUGAAGAGAUAGACAAUUUGUAUGAUAUUGAUGAUUAUUAGAUAAUUUGAGGUGGAGAAUAGAUAGAUUGGGCUUAAUAGCGCUUUGUAACACACACACACACACACCUCUAUUACGCUUACUACUACACGGUUCAACACAUAACUUCGCUUUGACUUCGAAACUUUCGACAUUUUUGCUUUUGCAUUUACGAGUCGAAAUUGAAGGAUAUCUUUCUAAAUAUGUUUUAAAAUUUAGUAUUAUUAUAGUAAUUGAAUAAAUGUGUACAGUAAAAUGUUUUUUUUUUUCGUUUUUGUUCAAAAUAAACUAAAAUAUACAUUUUCGGACAAAGAAGGACCAUUUUUUCGUAGAGUCGUGUUUGAGCCGCUAACCAGUAAUUUAUCCAAGCUGUCUAUUCUCUAUGUUUUUUUUAUGUCACAUCCCUAGCUGUUAGUGCUGUACCGAGUGAAAAUAAUUGAGAAUUUCAAAUAUUGUUACGAUUUUAGGGAAUUUUUUUAAUACUGUAUUAUGGAUCAGAAAAAUAUUGACACAAUGUCAUAUGACCAACUAAACGGCUGGACCGAUUUUGUUGAAAUUUGUGAGUUGAAGUUGCUGUGUAAACUAGAUAUCCACAUUCAAUCCAAUUUCGAUGUAAUUUUUUUAUAUUUUAUAAAUGGUACGGCGCUAAAUUUAGUUUUCUGAUAAAAAUUGUUAAUUAUUAUAUACAAAAAAAUGUCUACGCGCUGGCGCAGGACACAACUUUGCGUCUGCUAGGGGUGUGGCAAGAGUGCUAGGGUUGGAAAUCUGUGGAACGAUGACGAUAUAUAACUGUUUCUAAACAAUAAUCGCUUUUUUAAGUGAUACUGAACAUUUAGGUAUUAUAAUAAUUUUAUAUACGAUUCGAACUAGUGCAUUUAGUCGAUUCGAAACCGUCUAGUUUAAAGGGAUUCUAAAACACUUUGGAUCCCUGUAAGACGGAGAACUUAGUAUAAGAUAUAGAUACCGGCAAACUUCUUGAACAUUUUAGGUAUAACCAUGAGAGUGACGUGUCGAUCGCGUGAUUGGUAAAUCAGUUGACGUUUGUGUCCCGCGCUGUGUACGAUUUCGCACUUUCCCCCACUCCCUUGUUUAAUGCUCAAGAAGUUUGCCGGUACCUGUAACGUAUUGAUCACAGUCGAGUCGUUUUGAAUGUGGCUGGUGUCUGUCGUAUUAUUCACAUUUCAUGAAUGAGAAAAUUAUUGCGCUCAAAUAUAAUACCUUGUUGAA
Pieris brassicae (large cabbage white) is the source of this 2878-nucleotide messenger RNA. RefSeq names its product eukaryotic peptide chain release factor subunit 1 (gene eRF1). NCBI's taxonomy places the organism in Eukaryota, Metazoa, Arthropoda, Insecta, Lepidoptera, Pieridae. Gene Ontology annotation, molecular function: sequence-specific mRNA binding; translation release factor activity, codon specific. The record is from RefSeq and is a predicted model, not a curated record. Gene Ontology annotation, biological process: cytoplasmic translational termination. Bases 361 to 1674 code for a protein of 437 amino acids. Gene Ontology annotation, cellular component: cytosol; translation release factor complex. The transcript has 9 exons.